Molecule: messenger RNA, 1064 nt
Organism: Sinocyclocheilus anshuiensis
Lineage: Eukaryota; Metazoa; Chordata; Actinopteri; Cypriniformes; Cyprinidae
Gene: taf10
Product: TAF10 RNA polymerase II, TATA box binding protein (TBP)-associated factor
Exons: 5
Coding region: 279-830 (183 amino acids)
Biological process (GO): transcription initiation at RNA polymerase II promoter
Cellular component (GO): SAGA complex; nucleus; transcription factor TFIID complex
Molecular function (GO): promoter-specific chromatin binding; RNA polymerase II general transcription initiation factor activity
Source: RefSeq, a predicted model, not a curated record
GGAUAAAUGUUCACGGAAACGCAAUCUAUCCCGGAACUAUUGUUCACAAUUCUGAUGUGAAUAGAUAUGUAUCUAUUCUCCGGACUGUCGUACUGGUUGCACACGGAAGUGUUAAUCACGUGACACAUGCGUAAAUAUUUCUCUUAAAGCGAAUGAUCCCCGACUUCGCUGUUUUAUCUGCAUAAAUGAUUAUCGACUUAACUUUUCCUUAGUUUAAACUGCGUAGAUUUUGUCUAGUAUCCCCAAUUUAUUGCAAUAUUCAAGCUAAGCAAGACAAAAUGAACGUGGAUCUUCCGCAAACCGGACAGACUGGAGCAGCAGCCGCAUCCAGCAGCAGCAACUGCGUCCCGAACAGCACCUCCACAAACGCCAGCAGCAUCCCUGCGGUCGGCAGCAGUAAUGUUCCCACUUCGGCAGCCAUGGCGACCCCAUCAUCCGACUCCAGCGUGUCAAACGGGGUGUAUGUGCCCACAGGCAUCGCUAAUGGAGACGUGAAGCCCGUUAUCUCAACCACACCGCUGGCCGAUUUCCUGAUGCAGCUGGAGGAUUACACUCCUACAAUCCCAGACGCAGUCACAGGAUACUACCUCAACCGAGCUGGUUUUGAAGCAUCAGAUCCAAGAAUAAUCCGUCUCAUAUCUUUGGCAUCGCAGAAGUUCAUCUCAGAUAUUGCAAAUGACGCACUACAGCACUGCAAAAUGAAGGGCACGGCCUCUGGAAGCUCCCGAAACAAGACCAAGGACAAGAAGUACACGCUGACAAUGGAAGAUCUGACACCAGCCAUGGCAGAGUAUGGCGUAAAUGUAAAGAAACCUCAUUACUUCAUUUGAGGGGAAGUGCUUCAUUGAAAUGGACUGCUGGAAAUGUGCUGUUUGUCCCAUCAGAGCUUUGAAGGCAUUAUCCUUCAGCGUGGGAACCAUCAGCCCACUGGCCCACAGCUUUUAGGGAUUUAGCAGCUUUUUUGUAUUUUCUUUAAGUGUGCUUAAGUUGUUUGAUUACACCACACCGUGUGACUUUAGUUGAUGUAAGUAAAAAUCCUGUAUAAAUAAAUUCAUUGUAAUUAA